CCUGUGGCAGGCGGUCGGCUCAAAAUGAAUCUCAACUUCACCUCCCCUCUACACCCAGCGUCUUCUCAGAGGCCCACGUCCUUCUUCAUCGAGGACAUCCUGCUGCACAAGCCCAAGCCUCUGAGGGAGGUGGCCCCCGACCAUUUCGCCACUACGCUGGCCUCCCGGGUGCCUCUGCUAGACUAUGGCUACCCCCUCAUGCCCACACCCACCCUCCUGGCUCCUCACCCCCAUCACCCUCUACACAAAGGGGACCACCACCACCCUUAUUUCCUCACCACCUCGGGAGUGCCGGUCCCGGCGCUGUUCCCGCACCCUCAGCACGCGGAGCUGCCGGGGAAGCACUGCCGCCGCCGCAAAGCUCGCACGGUUUUCUCCGACUCGCAGCUCUCCGGCCUGGAGAAGAGGUUCGAGAUCCAGCGCUACCUGUCCACACCAGAGCGGGUGGAAUUGGCCACGGCCCUCAGCCUGUCCGAGACGCAGGUGAAAACGUGGUUCCAGAAUCGGCGGAUGAAGCAUAAAAAGCAGCUGAGGAAAAGUCAAGACGAGCCCAAAGCGCCGGACCGGCCGGAGAGCCCUGAGAGCAGCCCCCGCGGCCCAGAGGCCGCCUCCGCGGAGGCUCGGCCCGGCCUGCCCGCCGGCCCCUUCAUGCUGACCGAGCCGGAGGACGAGGUGGACAUUGGGGACGAGGGGGAGCUCGGCUCAGGGCCGCAAGUGCUCUGA
Loxodonta africana (African savanna elephant) is the source of this 723-nucleotide messenger RNA. It is a transcript of the gene BSX, whose product is annotated as brain specific homeobox. Lineage: Eukaryota; Metazoa; Chordata; Mammalia; Proboscidea; Elephantidae. Gene Ontology annotation, biological process: regulation of DNA-templated transcription. The record is from RefSeq and is a predicted model, not a curated record. Gene Ontology annotation, molecular function: DNA binding; DNA-binding transcription factor activity, RNA polymerase II-specific. Bases 25 to 723 code for a protein of 232 amino acids. The transcript has 3 exons.